UUUUAAGAUGAUAUUACUUUUACUUUUUAUUAACAUUAUUUUAGUCGCAGGUCAAGAUUAUUUGACAUCACUUUCCACAACUACAUGUACAUCUUCUCAGUUUCUAAACACAAUGAAACAAAAAUACCCAGAAAUUGCUAGCCAACUUCCACCAGAAACUACAAAUCUUAUAAACACAGCACUUGAUUUACCCCCGAAUCAAAGAGAGCACGCUAUCGCAGAAUAUCGUGCAACAAUCGAACAACAAUUAAAAAAUGAUCCUCAAUCAGCCCAAGCAUCAAAAGGAGCUACAGAUGCUCUUAAACAAGUAUUUGAAGACAUAGCAAGUACAUGUCAUAAUAAUUAAAUAUGAUCUUCUAAAAGAAAUGAUUACUGAAAAAGAAUAAAGUUUUAAAUAAUGUUCACAA
This is a messenger RNA of Halteromyces radiatus, 407 nucleotides long. RefSeq lists its product as uncharacterized. The record is from RefSeq and is a predicted model, not a curated record. The transcript has a single exon. The coding region runs from base 8 to 346 and encodes 112 amino acids. Lineage: Eukaryota; Fungi; Mucoromycota; Mucoromycetes; Mucorales; Cunninghamellaceae.